GCAUUUUAAAAUCAGGAAAUUUAUUUCACAUCCACUCACUCAAAAAUCAGGAUUUUCAGCAUCUCUUGGAAAAUCAGAAGAUGUGGCCAGACAGGGCCCGCGUGCCUGCGUGGUGCAAUUAGCAGGAACUGAGCAGCUGCUCCCUUUAGACUCAGUAUAAAAUGUUCAGAUCCCCAGUGCCUACUAAUUGUCUUCCUGACACCAAAGCCAAGUGUCCGUUGUCCUUUGUCACGUAGUUGCUUCACUCAUCCUGAUUAACUACCUGGCCUCUUGCUGCAGGUGACCUUGAUGCAGAUGAAGGACAGUAGGAAGGACAUCACAAGUACAGGAGUCAUGGGCAAAGGGGCGAAAUGGAAGAAGCCUGGUACACGGGAACGUUAGGGGGGAUAUGAGAGCACAGGUUUGCUCUUAGGUGAAUCACAGAGUAGGGCAGUUAUGCGUUGAUCUGUGUCCCCCAGAAAAGGAGAUGUGGAGGUCUUAGUCCCCAGUACUUCAGAAUGUGAACUUAUUUGGGAAUAGGGUCAUCGGAGGUGCAACUCGGUGGGAUGGGGUCAUACUGGAGUAGAAUGGGCCCCUAAUUCAGUGUGACUGGUGUCCUAAGAAGAUGGCCCAGUGAAGAGACAGAGACAGGGAGAAUGCCAUGUGAAGAUGGAGGCAGAGACUACAGUAAGGCAUCUACCAGGCAAGGAACACGAGGAUUGCCAGCUGUCACCAGAAGCUAGGAGCGAGGCUUGAACAGGUGUCCCCAGGAGCCUGCAGAAGGAAGCCACCCAGCCAGCACCUUCAUUGCAGACGUCUAACCUCCAGAACUGUGAGAGAAUAAACUUCUGUUGUUUUAAGUCACCCAGCUUGUGGUUCUUUGUCAUGGCAGCCCUGGGUAUAGUACAGCUCUGUACGUCAUAAAGAAGCUAUUUCCUUUAAAAGGUGAUGGAAAGGUAAUGGUAGAUUUUUUUAUCAUUGGUGUCAGUGAAGGCAGCACGUUAGAAAACUAUUUCAUUUGACAGUGUUAGCAGGGUUGACUGGAGCCGGAAAACAUGUUUAGAGGUUUUACGAGAAUCCAAGCAUGGGGUGAGAAGGUUCAGGGUGAAAGUGGAGUUGGAAGUUUUCAGGGCUAGGUGGUAGGUAUGGAUACAGGGGAUAGAGAGGGAGGAGUCCAAGAUGACUAGAGCAGCGCUUCUCAAACUGGAGCAAAGCUGAGACUCACCUGGAGAGCCGGGGAAGCCGACUGCAGGCCACCCUCCCCCCCAACUCUGUCUCACUAAGGCUGGGUGGUGCUUGAGAAUUUGCAUUUUACCAAACUCCUGAGUAAGGCUAAUGUUACUGGUGUGUGAUCGCAUGUUAGUAAACUGCUGCUUUUCUGGCUUAGAAACCCCUAGAAUACAAGCCCCAUGAAGGCAAGGACUAUGUCUUCUUCACCAGAGUAUCCCAGGGCCUAGAACAGUGCCUGGACACUGCAGGCUUACGUUAAAAAUUUGUUCAAUGAAGUUGGUCAUUUGGGCAGAAAUAGAUAGUAAGAAGGGGAAAUACGUUUAGAAGCAAAAUGAUGAGUUCAUUUUUAUGCAUUUGAUUCAUCUUAACUGUCAGGAGGACAUUGGGCUGGAGACGCAUUGUGAAUGUAGACUACACUGUAGGUGAGGAAUAGGAGUCCUGGGUUUAUGAUUCAUUCUGGACCAAGGUGAUCACUGAAGCAGCGGCGAUAUGGUCAUUGAGCUACUGAGUGUAAAGGGAGAGGACUAGGGGCUGAGCCGUAGUAACACCAACGUUUAGUGGAAGGAAAAGCUGAAAAGGUAAAGACAGUAGAAAAGUAGAGUGGGUGUGGAAUAUCAUGCAUUAAUGGAAGCCAAGGGAGAAAAGAAUUUCAGAGAUUAUUCAGUCAAGGGAAAGAGGCAAGAAAGUUGGCCUAUUAUUCAUUCGUUCAGCAGUUUUCAGUUGAGCACGCACUGUGGUCCAGUGCUGUUCCAACUGUUCCAACCCUGCACAGCACAAAAACCCCCCAGCCCCACGGAGCUUACACUCUCGAGAGGCUUACACUGGACUUUCUAUACAUGGGGAUGGGGGGAGGUUGAUGUGUACAAUAACACUGGAAUAAGUGGUAUUAUCUCUAUUUUACAUGUGGGGAAAUGAUGGUUGAGGGAGAUUAUGAAGCUAAGAUUCUAACUUGGUCCCACUUGCUUCCAAAGUUGUGUUGUGUUCAGGACUCUAAGCUGCCUCCAAGCUGUAAUAACCAGUGUCACGUUUCUGCUUUAGAUACUGCUGAUGUACUGAUUAUUCCAAAAUCUGGGUGUCCAUUCUGGAUUUUCCUCCUGGGUUCCUGACCCGUUGACCCAUCAGCUUCCCGGACAGUCCCUCCUGGAUGCCCCACAGGGGUUCCCCACUGCCUUCAGGAGAAAGUCCAAGCUUCCUAGCCUGGUGUACAAGGCCCUCCGUGACUUGACUGCUGCGUCCCCGGCUUCAUCGUUUACUGGCUGGUACCCUGGACUUCAGUCAUGUGGUGCAUCCCUGAGCACAUCAUAGCAUCUCUCAUCUCCUGACCUUUGAAUUCAAGAUGCUGCAGGAUGUGGCUGUGAAUGAACCACAAGAGGAUGCUAAGCACCAGGUCUAUACUCAGUGGAAUUUCUGCAAGGAAGAGAUGUUGGAGGAGACAGAGCUGGUCUCACCAGAUUCUGAGACCAAGAAUAAUAUGAAAGAUUGGAAGUCAAAGAUGGAAAUUUCUGAAGAAAAAGAUUCAGCAGGGGCUGUAUCAGAAAGACUCCAAAGACAGCUCUCCCAGGAAUGUGGGUUAGUCAAAACCGGUAAUCCUGAGGACAGAGUAGUGAGGUGUUGGGUAAGUCCCUUAGAGGAUGCAGUGGGACAUCUCCCUUCUGAAGGGAGAGGUUUCAGGGAAGUGAAUCUGAUCCCCAAGAAAGCCAUGGCAGGAGAGAGAGGCCAUGGAUGUAAGGAAAGAGAAAAAAUACUUUCUGCAGGAGAAAGAUCCCACAGAUAUGAAGUCUGUGGCCAGAGCUUCAAACAGAAGUCAGAAGUAACUGAACAUCAGAAAAUAGACAAUAUGAAGAAAGCCUAUGAAUGUAAGGAAUGUGGAAAAACUUUCAGUCGGAGCUCAAACCUGAUUAUACAUCAGAGAAUUCAUACAGGAAAGAAACCAUAUGUAUGCAGUGAAUGUGGAAAAGACUUUAAUCAAAGUUCAAAUCUUAUUAUACACCAGAGAAUUCACACAGGAAAGAAACCUUAUAUAUGUCAUGAAUGUGGAAAAGACUUCAACCAGAGCUCUAACCUGGUUCGACAUAAGAGAAUUCAUAACGGCGAGAAUCCCUAUGAAUGUAAAGAAUGUGGGAAGGCCUUCAAGGGAAGCUCAAACCUUGUCCUGCACCAGCGAAUUCAUAGCGGGGGGAAGCCAUAUGUAUGUAAUGAAUGUGGGAAGACCUUCAAUCAAAGCUCAGAUCUUAUUAUCCAUCACAGAAUUCACACUGGAGAGAAACCCUAUGAGUGUUAUGAAUGUGGACAGACCUUCAGUCAAAGUUCACACCUUGUCACACACCAGAGAAUUCAUACUGGAGAGAAACCCUUCAAGUGUAGUGACUGUGAGAAGGCCUUCAGGCAGCGUUCACACCUCACUGAGCACCAGAGACUCCACAGCGGGGAGAAACCCUAUGCGUGUCGCGAAUGUGGGAAAUCCUUCAGAGGGCACACGGCCCUUCUUAAACAUCAGAGACUACAUACUGGAAAGGAACUUGAAUGUGAAAGAGCCUGCACAUCUGACACGGACCUUAUCCAACAACAGAGAAUUCAUAGGGAAGAAAAACCUUAUGAAUGUACUGAGUGUGGGAAAACUUUCCGGGGAAGUUCUGAUCUAAUUCGGCAUUGGGUAACUCACACUGGGGAGAAACCCUACGAAUGCAGUGAAUGUGGGAAAGCUUUUAGCCAGAGGUCGCACCUUGUCACCCACCAGAAAAUUCACACUGGAGAGAAACCCUAUCAGUGCGAUGAAUGUAGGAAAGCCUUCUGGCAGCGUGCGCUCCUUAUCCGGCAUCACAGAACUCACAGUGGUGAGAAGCCCUACGCGUGUAGGGAAUAUGGAAAAUCCUUCAUCUGGCACACGGCUUUUCUCAAACAUCAGAGACUUCAUGCUGGAGAGAAACUUGAGGAAUGUGAGAAAACAUUCAGCAAGAAUGAGUUGCUUAGAGAAGAGCAGAGAAUUCGGCAAGAAGAGAAAGCUUAUCAGCGCAGCCAGUGUGGUAGAACUUUUCAAGGCAGCUCAGACCUCACCCGACAUCAGGUAACCCAUACAGAAGAGAAACCCUACGGAUGUAAAGAAUGUGGGAAAACUUUCAGUCAGAGCUCAGACCUUAUGAGACAUCACAGAAUUCAUAGUGGAGAAAAGCCUUAUGUAUGCAGUAAAUGUGGGAAAUCUUUCAGGGACAGCUCAGAUCUUAUUAAGCACCACUGUGUUCACACUGGAGAGAAGCCCUACAAAUGUCCUGAAUGUGGGAAGGCCUUCAGUCAGAACUCACACCUUGUUAGUCACCAGAGAAUUCACACUGGAGAGAAACCCUUUGAACGUAGCAACUGUGGGAAAGCCUUCAGUGGAUGCACAGCUUUUCUUAAACAUCAGAAACUUCAUACUGAAAAAGAGCCCGGGGAACAUCAGACAGUCUUCAAACAGGACUUACUCUAAGAGGCAACAGAAACCUAAUAAAUGUAGGAAAGCCUGAUGGAGACCACAUCUUAUUGCACUAUGAAGGGUUUUUAUUGCUGAAAACCAUUUGAAGGUCGAAGACAUUAGAAGAGCCUACUGGAUGGAAAACACGUAAGUGUCAUCAGGUGGAAAAGCUCUUGGACAUAGUAGCCUUUUUUCUGCCUCAUGGUGUAUGGUCCCCAAGAUAGAGUUACUUGGGAAUGCUUUAGGGGCUGUCCAUCACUGUUAAAAUCAUUAGACAUCACUUUGCCAACAACCCCCAAACCAAAUUCUUCAUGGAAGGAGCCAUUUCAGUCUUGACUAGGUACCUAGUCCAGUGACAAGUAUAAAUCUGCUUUAAGUACUUUAGGGUGAUUAAAUCUUUCUCUGGGAUGAAUUCUUCCCCUUAAAUAUGUAUUUUAUAUAUAUAUAUAUAUAAUAUAUAUAUUCCCCUUUUAUCUUCCUUAUAAAAAUAUGCUUAUGCAUAUGUGAUAAUACUAAUUAGAGUGACCCACUAAUGGAGAAGAAACCAAAAAUAACAGAAAUAACAAGAGGAGAGCUGAAGGCCAGGACACAAGAGCCAAGUGAGGUGUUCCCCAGAGAAAGAGUGGUGACCAUUAGCAGUAUCAGGAAAUGAGAGAGCAAGGGAUAGCAUGGUGGGUGUGAGGAACAGGACUAGACUGAGUGCCAGGCAGAGCAUUUAGGAGACGUGAGUUGGUAGGUAUUAGAACAAAGUAGUGACUAUGAAGGGUCAGGUGACUAGAGUGGUUUUAUCUUGAACCAGGGCUUUGUAAUUAUUUGAGAAUUGGAGAGUCUAAGUGGAACUCUGAAAGAGAGCAGUCAUCAUUUACUCUGAUAACUGACACUGGUCAUUCGGCCCUGCCUAUCUGUACAAUCAAACUCAAUUGUCCAAUAUUUCUCAUACCCUGAACAGACUGUAUACGAAUUUACAGGCAUCAUCAGAUGAGAAAGUUACUGAAUGGGACAAUGUUCAGGCAAGGAGAAUUUCAACCUGGUAUCUUUCCUUGGUGGGAGUAGCUUUUGAGAUGCACAGAGGGGAUCAGUGGUUCUCAAGUGGGGUGAUUUUGCUCCCCAGAGGACGUUUGGCAAUGUCCGGAGACAUUUUGGUUGUCCCAACUGGGAGGAAAAUACUGGCAUCUGUAGGACUAGGGAUGUGGCUAAAUAUCUGACAAGACACAGCUCCCUCACGACAAAGAAUUUUCUGGCCCCCAGUAUCAGUAGUGCCAUGGUUGAGAAACCCUGCCCAUGGAUAUUCAGAACACCAGUCACCUGGGGCCAUUUAAAGCAGGCAUUUCAGUGUGGUGUGGGCAGUGGCAGUGCAUCCCCAGGGGAACCAGACGCUGCUAGAAACCUUUAGUUUGAUGAGCUGUUUCAGAAGAGGCAGUGUGGUCUAGUGGAGGGAGCACAGACAUGGGUUUGAAUCCCAGUAUGACGUACUGACUUUGGAACCUGGAACAAAUUGUAUCUCCUCUGAUCCUUAAUUUACAACUUAUUUUCCUCAUUAAUAAAAGUUUGAACAGCACUGGAGGCUAUGACUUCCCCAGAGGGGCAUCCUGAACAGUAGUGGGAUGCCUUGAAGUGGGAAGCCCACCCACCGCAUCCCUGAAAAGACUUCAAUCAGAGCUCUAACCUGGUUUGACACUUCACACUCCCAGCUACCUACACAUUUAACUUUUUGAAAGCAGGGAACUAUGUUUUUGUAUCCUCUCACCUCCAAUCCAGACAGACCCAGAUUUACAUAUAUAUUUUUGUUCAAUCAAUGCUUGAAUUAGUCCAAGUUCAUGAUUUUCUAGUUUUGUUGUUGAAACCUAUAAUCAUCACAGGAGCAGAGUAUAUGUAACUUUCUUUCCCGCUUUUCUUUCUGUUCUAGAUAAACCCAUAAACUAGACACUGCAGAAAAAACUCAGGUUAAACUAUAUUUUGCUUGGGCACAGUAUCCAUUUAUUUCAAAUUAAACUUGGUGGCUGGUUUCUAUUUAAAUAUUUUAACGAUUCCCAUUUGAAAUGCUGUUUGCCAGAAGGUGGUGCUUCAUGUUACAUCUAAAUGUAGUU
This is a messenger RNA of Vicugna pacos (alpaca), 6744 nucleotides long. Lineage: Eukaryota; Metazoa; Chordata; Mammalia; Artiodactyla; Camelidae. The record is from RefSeq and is a predicted model, not a curated record.